AUGCCCGACCCCAGCGAGAAGAAGCGCAAGCGCAAUGCCGACAAGACCGACCGCCCCAGCAAAAAGGUUCAGAUUGACCAGCCCACCCGCCCCGUGAAGCUCGCCUUCCUCGACGACAGCGACCAGCUCGGCCCCGUCGUUGCUGCCACCCCCGGCGUCUCCUUCUCCUCCGAUCUCGCCCUCAAGCCCUACAAGAAAGAGAUCGACAAGCGCCGCUAUGAGCUCCUGCUGCAUUCCUCCGACCACCCCAAGCUCGAUUUUUCCGCGCGCCAGGAGCGCGAUGGCACUGCCGAGAGCCUGCUCAAGCACUAUGUCGGCGUGUACGAUCCUGAGACCGGCGCCCUCCAAGUCAUGGAGGCCCGGAAGCUGGUGCUGCGGAGCACCCUGAGAACCGAGGCCGAGGAAAUGCGCGCCCAGAGGGAGGCAGCCGCCGACCAGGAGCGCAAGACCAACUUCGCCCUUCGCCAAGACCUGGGUAGAGAAUUCGGUACGAAAAAGGCCAAGAAGGUUCUGGAUUCCAUCACCGAGAACGCAAUCAAUCCCACUGCUGGUGCUGCCGAGGGCAAGGUGACCGACUCUGUCGCCAAGGCCGUGUUGGAGUCCGUGACCGCCGCCACUGCCGACGCGCCCACCCGCGAAGCCUUGCAACAAGCCGUUGAUGAGAACAAGCCUCGCCCAAAGGCCAAUUUGGAGGCUACGACCCCGGCUGAAGUCUACCCGCUUGAUGUGCUUAUUGGUGGAGAUAACAUGCGCCUGAUCGAGGUCAAGGCCUGGCUUGAGUCUGUUGAGAAGAAGGAGGAUAUCAGGACGGAGAGCCUGUUUGUUGCCAAGAGGUUGGUGUCGGUUGGAUCGUCCAAGAACAUCAAGAAGUUGAAGGUGCUGAAGUACAUGUUGCUUCUCAUCGACUUCAUGGCCGCCUUGAAGCCCGCACGGAAUGGGGCAAAGAAGCUCCCGCAGAGGGCGGACCUGGAGAAGAAGACCAACACGAGUGGUGCACUAUUAGACGGUGUGAGGAGGAAAUUUGCCGACGGCAACGAACUGACCAAGUGGCACGUUGACUACCUGAUCACGCACGUCGCGGCACUAUCUCUCUAUGUCGAUAAUUUCGUCGUCGACACCUACGACAUACGUGAAGACCUCAGACUUGACAACAAGCACUCCGUCGUCCCAUACGACUCGCCUAAACAUCAUUAUCCUCACCUAUCUCGUCACACCUACGACGGCAUUGUCAUUUUUGCAAGUAGUCAGCAAGACACUGGUCUUGAGGGCAUUCUGUUCUCCCUUGUCUUUCAGGCGACACACCAAUGCCACGGAAUCCGUCAAGUCACUCCCACCACAGUUACUACCACGGCCGUCGCACGAAAUGGUCUCGACUGCGAGCCUAUUGCCGCAAACGAUGGAAUCGUACUUUCCGGAAGCCUGAACCCGGAUUGA
Diplodia corticola is the source of this 1434-nucleotide messenger RNA. Its product is annotated as a49-like rna polymerase i associated factor. Gene Ontology annotation, cellular component: RNA polymerase I complex. Lineage: Eukaryota; Fungi; Ascomycota; Dothideomycetes; Botryosphaeriales; Botryosphaeriaceae. The record is from RefSeq and is a predicted model, not a curated record. The transcript has 4 exons. Gene Ontology annotation, biological process: RNA polymerase I preinitiation complex assembly; transcription elongation by RNA polymerase I; nucleolar large rRNA transcription by RNA polymerase I. Bases 1 to 1434 code for a protein of 477 amino acids. Gene Ontology annotation, molecular function: DNA binding.